UAGUAUCAGGGGGAGUGCGCAAUUACGCAUAACCAGAGAGAACGUUAGGUCAUUCCAGAAUUACAAUUGGUUAUUAAUAUAAGCAUCGUAAAAUCGCAAUAUUUUUGAUCGUGGAUUUUUACUCGUGUGCGUGAAGAAUGACUGCUGAAGUCCAGCAGCCCUCCGUCCAGACCCCUCCUCACAGUAGCCCGAUGACGGAGAAACCACACGGACAGACGCCUGUGAUGGAGACCUCCUCUUCCUCCUCCAGCACCAAAACAAAAAAAACGAACGCUGGAAUCCGUCGUCCUGAAAAGCCCCCGUACUCUUACAUCGCUCUCAUUGUCAUGGCCAUCCAGAGCUCUCCAACCAAACGACUGACUCUGAGCGAAAUUUACCAGUUCCUUCAGAGCCGCUUCCCGUUUUUCAGAGGCUCGUAUCAAGGCUGGAAAAACUCGGUGCGUCACAAUCUGUCUCUGAACGAGUGCUUUAUCAAGCUGCCCAAGGGUCUAGGCAGACCUGGGAAGGGUCACUACUGGACCAUCGACCCGGCCAGUGAGUUCAUGUUCGAGGAGGGAUCUUUCCGCAGGAGGCCGCGGGGAUUCAGGCGCAAAUGUCAGGCGCUCAAACCUUCCAUAUACAGCAUGAUGAACGGGCUGGGAUUCAAUCACAUUCCCGAGUCCUAUAACUUUCAGGGGGGCGGCGGGGGCCUGUCUUGUCCUCCAAACAGUUUACCUUUGGAGAGUGGGAUUGGGAUGAUGAAUGGACAUUUGGCCAGCGAUAUGGAAGGAAUGGGCUUGGCAGGACACUCCAUGUCCCAUUCAUCAACGAAUAGUGGACAUUCCUACAUGGGCAUUUGCACGGAAUCCUCGGGGAGUGAAUACAACCACUACGACAACUCUGCAUCGCCGCUUCUAGCCAGCGGGGGAGUGAUGGAGCCGCAUGCCGUGUAUUCUAGCACAGCCUCGGCCUGGCCUCCAGCGCCCCCGGCCUCUCUAAACAACGGGGCGUCUUACAUCAAACAGCAGCCGCUCUCUCCGUGCAACCCUGGGACCAAUCCGCUGCAGCCCAGUUUACCCACACACUCACUGGAACAGUCCUACCUGCACCAGAAUGGCCAUGGAACCACCGACCUUCAAGGUAUACCGCGCUAUCAUUCCCAAUCUCCCAGCAUGUGUGACAGGAAAGAGUUUGUCUUCUCUUUUAACGCCAUGACCUCUUCAUCGAUGAAUUCACCAGGGAGUAGCUCGUACUACCACCAUCAGCAGGUCUCCUAUCAGGACAUCAAACCCUGUGUGAUGUGACAGCAUUGUUGCAUGCAGCUACUGCAACGACGUGCAACAGUGUAAAUAGACCUAAAUGCGACAUGGAGUGGUCUGUAAAUGGCAAAUGUAAAUUUUGGAAAGAGAUAUGGAUACGGAAUUAAGAAUUAGCGUUUAUUACUAAUCAGAACUUGGCAAUGGAAAGGAGUUGUUAGUAAACUACAAACUCAAUAGAGGAGCACUUCAGAAAGGCCGAUUCGCUACUUCUAGAGAUUUCAAAAUGGAAAAA
Messenger RNA from Sinocyclocheilus grahami, 1530 nucleotides. Its product is annotated as forkhead box protein F1-like. Gene Ontology annotation, biological process: animal organ morphogenesis; regulation of transcription by RNA polymerase II. Bases 138 to 1283 code for a protein of 381 amino acids. Gene Ontology annotation, molecular function: DNA-binding transcription factor activity, RNA polymerase II-specific; RNA polymerase II cis-regulatory region sequence-specific DNA binding. The transcript has 2 exons. Gene Ontology annotation, cellular component: nucleus. The record is from RefSeq and is a predicted model, not a curated record. Lineage: Eukaryota; Metazoa; Chordata; Actinopteri; Cypriniformes; Cyprinidae.